UUAGUUUUGCAUUGUCAUCACUUCCAUAUGGGUUUGGUUCCACUUUCAUAAUUCUCGUUUUACUAUUAUAAUUCAUAACUUCUAUCAUGAAAGGAUUUUGAAUCCCCAGCUCCGCAAUGCAAAUGCUUAUUCCCUCUAGCAAAGAGUGAAAAUGUUUCAUUCACAGCUGACGUCACCGUCUCUUCCCCACUUGGACAAAAAGCACGUGUAAAUAUUUUUUUUAAUGCGUAAUUAGAUGCACACCACGCCAUCGUUUUGAUUUACGCUCGAAUCCCAGCUAUAGGACGAUGCGUGAGCGAAUAGGCUUUUGAGUUCUAAGCGGAACGUAUCAGAUUGUGGCAUGCUGAGAAGUUUGAAGAGCUCCGACGGCUCCCAAGUCAACCGCCGAGAUUCGAAUCCCGUGUCGUUGCCGAAGCAUGGUCAGAACAAAGCUGGCCGCAUAAAGAAUUAUUCCACAUUGAAAUUGCGCAUCGUAGAGCUUUUCACUCGCAGAAAAGAGCUUUGGAGUGAACGGGCGAUACUCUUCUUACUAUCGAAUGUUGGGACGCGAGUCGACAUGGCAAAAGGGCGGAGCCAAACGGAUGUUGUCGUGUCUGAGAGGGACGUGAAAGAACGUGCAUCCGGGGAACAAACCAUCAUGGUACCUGAUGCUGAGUCUGGCGAGCAUGAUCCUUAGGAACGCCAUCAACUGUGCACGCCACGCCAAAGAAAGUCCAGACUUCCGACCUCAGUCCUUCUGAACCAUCAUUCUCUUGACAUGCCACCAUGGGACCCGCACGCCCUGGUGAAACGCUGGCCUUGCAGAAACUCACCCAAGCUGGAAAUCUUUUCGCCCACUCGAAACUUUUAUAAAUAGGCAAAUCUGCGGCGAAGAGUAAAAACUCUAAACUGGUAGCUGAAGACUCGCUCAUCAACUUUCAUAGCGGUGAAGCUCCGAUAAACUGGGAAGGCACACAUAUGCAUACAUUCGAGACUCUGUAGCAGAAGCUAGAUUUCUGGCAUAGUAUAAUUCCCACGGCUUGAGAGUGCUGUCGGACGAAAUAAAUUUCACUCACUUUUUUGAUUCGUUCCAAUUUACGCGCUUGAGGAGGAGUAGCAGAAGGGCAGGGAUACUGAGUGGGCAGUGGGAGGGAGUUUAAUGUGCACUGUGCAUGCCAAGUGGAAGUUAGAGGAAGGCUGGGCUCUGGUGAGAACUGGUGAUGGUAUAAAUUGGUGCAAAGAUUGGUACUACUGUGGAUAUGAGAGACGGGACGUUACUUGGGAAUGUACUGAGGUUCACAGCUUGAAAGCGCUCGGCAAUCAAGCCCUCACAGUCACUCCACGGCCUACGAUCCCACCCACCCACCUAUUUGGACAGGUUUUUUUGAAAGCCUGGUUUCCUGCUAGUCAGAUCCUUUGUGUCUGAGUGGGAGAGGCAGACAGAGACAACUGUGCAAUCAGUACGUUAUAACGUGUGGUGGGGAAUACAGAGUCAGAUCUUGAAUUAUGGGUGGGCACAUUCCUCCUUUUCUGAAGAAAGGGUUUUAUGUACUCCUGAUCGUGCCUCUCUUCGCGCUCGUCUUCUCUCACUCUCAAUCCUGGGUUAUGGAGUCGGAGAAGAUGGCUUGCAUCGAUCCAGACGGCAAGGACGCGACGGGUUUUCAUCGAUCCGACUUUCCCAAAGACUUUGUGUUUGGAACUGCCACCUCUGCGUAUCAGAUUGAGGGCGCAAUCGAAGAAGGCGGUCGGGGUCUGACAAUCUGGGAUACAUUUACCCAAACUCCUGGUAAAAUUGCAGGGAAUACCUCUGGGGAUAUUGCGGUCGACAGUUAUCAUCGCUACAAGGACGACAUUGAGCUCCUCAAAGACUUAAAUGUAGAUGCUUAUCGGUUUUCAAUAGCGUGGAGCCGAAUAAUACCUGAUGGAAUUGGACAAACGGUGAACAUGGAAGGAAUUGCCCACUACAAUCGCGUGAUUGAUGCUCUCCUCAGCAAAGGUAUCAAGCCUUAUGUGACGCUUUAUCACUGGGAUCUACCACAACCUCUUCAGGAUAAGCUUGGAGGAUGGACAAGUCCAGAAAUUGUGAGUCACUUCACAUAUUAUGCUCAGAUCUGUUUCGCUUCCUUCGGAGAUCGUGUUAAGAAUUGGAUUACUUUCAACGAGCCGACGCAGUUUUGCUUCAACGGUUAUGGCAACGGGGUACAUGCACCUGGAAGAACCUCUGAUCGAACGUUAUCUGCUGUCGGAGAUUCAGCAACUGAACCAUAUUUAGCUGCUCACAACGUGCUGCUCUCUCAUGCAGCUACCGUGGAGUUAUAUAGAUCAAAUUACCAGGAAAAGCAGGGAGGAACAAUCGGUUUCACAAUUGAUUGCGAGUGGGCAGAACCUUUGAGCGAUUCACAAGAGGAUAAAAAAGCGCAGGAACGACGUUUAGCGUUCCAGCUUGGAUGGUGGUUAGAUCCUAUUUUCUUUGGUGAUUAUCCUGCUCAAAUGCGGGAAAAUAUCGGAGAUCGUCUGCCCACUUUCACUGAAGCUCAGAAACUACUGCUACGUGACUCGCUUGAUUUUAUUGGUCUGAAUCACUACACCUCUCGCUGGGUGACUAGUAACCCACUUCCUGAGGACCCGAGUCAGAGUAACUACUGGGUGGAUCAAGGCAUACAGACGACAAUUGAGAAAGACGGCGUUCAAAUCGGGCAGAGGGCUCAAUCGUUCUGGCUUUACGUUGUACCUUGGGGGCUGCAAAAACUCAUUGAACACGUAUGGGAAAAGUAUAAAGCUCCCAUCUACAUAUGUGAAAAUGGAAUGGAUGGACCCAACAAUGAAACGAUACCUCUUGAACAGUACUUAAACGAUACUGAGCGAGUUGACUUCUACAAUGAUUAUCUGAGAUCAGUUCAAGGAGCAAUACAGAACGGAGCAGAUGUACGAACUUAUUUUGCAUGGUCGCUCAUGGACAACUUUGAAUGGGCUGUGGGCUUCACCAGUCGCUUUGGUCUCUAUCAUGUCGACUUCGAGACUUUGAAGCGUACCCCCAAAAACUCAGCGAAAUGGUUCAGCAAGUUUCUUCAACCAAGAGACACCACACCUUGCCAAUUAGGUUAAGAUGAAGCAGGAUGAGAGACUCUGGCACUUUUGCUGUUAUAUGUGGCCUGGUGUUCCGACGAUUACUUUAUGUUCUAGCUUAUAGGACCUCACGGUAGUCGGCGAUGCUCCAGCAGAUGCUGUACUCCAUGUGCUGUGAGAUGUGUUCGGGUGUUCAAUCAUCCAGUCACUAUCUAACCAGCCAGCAAUCGCCGAUAUUCCACUUCACAACUUUACAUGCGCCUGUCAGCCCACCUUUUUUGUCAGCCUUCUUAGAUGGACCUCCGGCAUAUUUCACUCUCAAUUUUUACAGAGACUACUUUGUGAAGUACAUAUUUCAAUUGAGGUGUGUACAUCCUUACUUAGAGUAUGCGGAGACAUGGUGGCGAUUACAUGUACAGUAUACGGCAGCGCGGAAGUUCUCAAGCGGAAGUGUGGGGGCUUGGAUAUCAGAAUGCGAGAAACAGGCUCGAAGAUUUUUCCUUUUUCUCGAAGCGUUGAGCAAAAGAGCAAGAGCAAGAACCCCCUUGUUUGAGAGGAAAUUGCAGGGUAUCAGUCUCUGUUUAGUGAUUCUUUUGGUGGCCAUGAGGUCAUAUCGACAUUAUAAUCAAUGGAGUUGUCUCCUUGUCACCUUUAUUACUUACCUU
Molecule: messenger RNA, 3710 nt
Organism: Marchantia polymorpha subsp. ruderalis
Lineage: Eukaryota; Viridiplantae; Streptophyta; Marchantiopsida; Marchantiales; Marchantiaceae
Source: the annotation of a GenBank genome assembly